Molecule: messenger RNA, 2663 nt
Organism: Rubroshorea leprosula
Lineage: Eukaryota; Viridiplantae; Streptophyta; Magnoliopsida; Malvales; Dipterocarpaceae
Source: the annotation of a GenBank genome assembly
GGUCAGUGCGGAGGCGCUUCUACAAGUGGUGUGGUGGUGGGUAUAGAGCGUGUGACGGUGUCAACCAUGGCGACGCGGCGGCUCUUACUAGCAUUCAAGAGAUUCCUGCAGACAAGCCCUUCAUCAAUGUCGUCAAACCAAGAGCUCGCAGCAAUGAUCGUGAAAACACUGAAACUAUCGGGCAUUAAACCAUUCGAAAAUACGCCAUCUUUGCUCUCCAAUCUGAAUUCUCGCGUAACCCACCUCGUCUUUUCAAACCCAAAACUCCCUCCUAAGUCUUGCAUCCUUUUCUUCAAAUUUCUCCAAGGAAACCAAUCUCUAACUUCAUCCAAACCUGGCCUCCAUGCCCAUUUGAUCCUCGUUUUUAGAUUAUACAGAGCUCGAAGGUUUGCGGAAAUGAGAAAUGUGUUGAAUUCUGUUGCCAUGGAUGAUAGUCUCCGAUGGUCUGUUGCGGAUAUGGUUUCCAUGAUUUGGGAUAACUGGAAUGAGCAGAAAUUCGUUGAGAAGUUUUGUGAUAUUCUAUUCAGGGUUUAUGUGGAUAACAAGAUGUUUGAUGAUUCUGGUGGAGUUUUUGAGUAUAUGGUGAAGAGUGGGUUGAAGAUUGAUGAAUGGUCGUGUCUUUCGUACCUGACUGCAUUGAAGAAAUGUGAUAAAACAGAAGAGUGUUUGGGGUUUUUUAGAAGAAUGGUUGAGAGUGGUAUGGAGAUUACAGUUUAUUCAAUGACUACUGCCAUUGAUGCAUUGUGUAGGAAAGGAAGAGUUGAAGAGGCCAUAGAGUUGAUGAAGGAAAUGGGUGGGCAAGGGAUUAAACCAAAUGUUGCUACCUAUGCUACGAUUCUACAUGCAUAUGUCAAAAGAAAGGAUUCUAAGCGUAUUGAUGAGGUCUUGAACUUGAUGGAGAAGGACAAAGUGUGCCAUGAUGCAGUCACAUAUACACUUUUGAUGAGUCACUAUGCAGACUUUGGUCAAGUCAAAGAUGCAGACAAACUGUUUGAUGAAAUGCGUGAAAGAGGGGUGAAGGUUGAUAUUCAAGUGUAUACUACUAUUAUUAGCUGUCACUGUAAAGCAGGGAAUUUGAAGAGAGCGUUUUCUUUGUUUGAUGAUCUGACUGAGAAAGGCUUUGUCCCUAAUGCUUAUGUUUAUGGGGCUUUAAUUGAUGGCCUCUGCAAGGCUGGACAAGUGGAGGCAGCUGAGAAGUUGGUCAUUGAUAUGCAAAGUCGUGGGAUUGAUUUAAAUCCAGUGGUGUUCAAUACACUUCUUGAUGGGUACUGCAAAAGGGGGAUGAUAGAUGAAUCUUUGAAGCUGCAGGCUGUAAUGCAGAAGAAAGGAUUUGAGCCUGAUGAGUUUGCUUAUAACAUAAUUGCCAGUGGGAUGUGUAAAUUGAAACAGCAUGAUGAAGCAAAGAGGUUGUUGUUUGAGAUGGUGGAGAAAGGCGUGGUUCUUAAUUCAGUGAACAUCACUACUUUGAUUAGCAUUUACAGCAGAGAAGGAAACUUUAACGAGGCAAACAGACUAUUUAGGGAGAUGAAAAGAAAGGGACAGAAGCCCAAUGCUAUAACAUACAAUACUCUAAUUGGUGGAUAUACUAGGAAGGGGAAAAUGAAGGAAGCUUAUCAGCUAAAAGAUGAGAUGGAAAAUGUGGGGAUUAUGCCAGAUGAAUAUACAUAUACAUCUCUUUUGCAUGGUGAGUGCAUUUGCAGAAAGAUAGAUGCAGCAAUGAAACUGUUUAAUGAAAUGCCUCAAAGGGGUUUGGUUCCGAGUCUAGCCACCUACACAGCAAUAAUUUCUGGUUUGUCUAAGGAAGGGAGAUCACAUGAAGCUCAUAGAUUGUACAAUCAGAUGAUCAGUGCAGGGCAUAUGCCUGAUGAAAGAGUAUAUACUUCACUUGUGAGCAGCCUUCAUACCUCUGGAUCCCAAUAGUUGUAGCUAGAGCCUGCAGAUAAUGCUCCACCAAUACAGCAAUAGUUUGGGCUUUGUCAAAUGAAGGGAGAUUAGAUGAAGUGUUUCUCAUACAUUGUAAAAUGAGAUGAUCAUUCCAGAUUCCAGUCCAUACUCCUGUUGAAGGAUUAUUACUGAAAUUUGAUAGUUGUAGCUGGAGCCUGAGUUAAUGCUUGUUCUGAUUGUUCAGAUGGUCCUUGGUCAUUUGUCAACCAUGUUACUCAAUGUUUCAAAAAGUUAUUUCACAAGAUGAGGAGGAACCAAAAGUAACACAAGUAAUUAAUUUAUGGAUGUCUCAUGGUUAUCAUUCCACAAGCCAGGCUAUUCCAGGUUCUUAUUGAAGUUGACAUCAACUGGUCCUAGGCCUUUGUAACAUCAACAAGAGUUAUCCUCUAGUCACCAUUGAAGUAUUGAAGUAUUCAAUCUUGGAGAGCAGAAUACCUCUGAUGAAUGGGAACUCAACGGGUGUACACUAAAAAACCCUCAACAAGCUUUGAUUCCGUCUUGUAAUCAGGAGUAUGGCAGGUAAUGUUGUUUCCUCUGUAAACCAUAGUCAAAACCCUCCUUUACCCUGUUUACAAUAGUAUUUCUUUGCAGUGUCAUAAUAAGAUGAUGAGUGGUGAAGGAAAUAUGGAUACUGCUUUGGAUUUUCGCAAGAUUAUCAUUAACUCCUCAUGACAGUGUGCAAUUAGGAGCAAAUUAAACCAUAAAACAAAGAUUUUAUU